AUGGUCGACAAUAGGGAAGAUAUAUCGCUAUCAACUGACCUACACUCAAGCCAGUCUGCACACCUAGUUCCAAAAGAAGGAGAUCCAAUUCUAAAAUAUUCCAAGCCCACCCAACUAUGGUAUUCAGUUUCUUCAACAGUUUGCACAACAUUCUUUUUGUCAAUUUUAUUGAUUUUUGCCUUAGUUCAAUAUGUUAUAAACAGUUUGCUCCAUAGAAAGUCAUCUCAAAUAGAACAUGUGUAUCGGUCAAAGCAAGAAUUGAAACUUGUCCCUGAUUUGAAUUAUUACUAUCAAUUUUUUGAUCUUCAAGUGAAUAAAUAUGAAGUUGUUACUAAAGAUGGGUUCGUUUUAAUGAUGCAAAGAAUCAUUCAUCCUUUUGAAUCACUUUCUGAGCGGAAACAGAGGAAACCUAUAUUGUUACUUCAUGGAUUGCUUCAAUCAUCUGGUUCCUUUUGCUCUAGUGGGAAAGAAUCUUUGGCUUAUUAUUUAUUCAAAAAUGGAUAUGAUGUCUGGUUAGGCAACAAUAGGUGUGGAUUUGAGCCUAGACAUUUAUUUUUAGACCCAAAUGAUUACAACAUGUGGAAUUGGGACAUUGUUGAUAUGGCUCAGUAUGACUUAACUGCAAUGAUAGAUCAUGUUCUAAAUAAUUCAGACUCACAGCAGCCUAAGCUGUCACUGAUAUGUCAUUCUCAAGGGACAACACAAGGAUUUAUCACUUUGGAUAGUGAUAGAUUUCAAAUUUCUCAUAAAAUCAAUUGUUUUGUUGCCUUAUCACCUGCUGUUUAUGGUGGAUCACUACUGGAGGAAAAGCUUUUCAUUAAAGUUAUUGCAAAAAUGUCAUUGAAAAAAUUCUUUUUCGGUAUCAAAUCCUUUUUACCUAUCAUGAUGCAUAUGAGAAACCUUUUGAUUCAAACCAAGCUAUUUGGGUUUUUAAGUUAUACAAUGUUUAACUAUCUUUUUGACUGGACUGAUAAAUUAUGGGAUAAUGAUAUAAAGUAUCGUCAUUUCUUGUUUUCACCAGUAUACGUUAGUGUGAAGUUAAUGUCAUGGUGGUUAAAUGACAAAAAUGGAUUCAAAUCAUCAAAAGCCAUCCUUGAGGAUGACAAACGUUGGUUCAAUGAGAACACACCUGCUAUAUUUCUGGUGAUUCCAAGGAAAGAUAAACUUGUUGAUGGUGCAGCUUUGGUUAAACAUAUGGUUGAAGUGGAGGAAACUAAUAAAUUUGACCUCAUAUAUUUAGAUGAGUACUCACAUUUGGAUGUCCUAUGGUCUAAAACUGUUCUAAAUGAUGUCGGAAAACCAAUUGUGGACUUUCUUCAAAAAUUUUCUUAA
Messenger RNA from Hansenula anomala, 1332 nucleotides. RefSeq lists its product as uncharacterized. The transcript has a single exon. The record is from RefSeq and is a predicted model, not a curated record. NCBI's taxonomy places the organism in Eukaryota, Fungi, Ascomycota, Saccharomycetes, Phaffomycetales, Wickerhamomycetaceae. Gene Ontology annotation, biological process: lipid metabolic process. The coding region runs from base 1 to 1332 and encodes 443 amino acids.